Molecule: messenger RNA, 6223 nt
Organism: Ctenopharyngodon idella (grass carp)
Lineage: Eukaryota; Metazoa; Chordata; Actinopteri; Cypriniformes; Xenocyprididae
Gene: nhsl1a
Product: NHS-like 1a
Exons: 8
Coding region: 343-5031 (1562 amino acids)
Biological process (GO): cell differentiation
Source: RefSeq, a predicted model, not a curated record
GUCCAAAGUUUUUCUUAGGACUUCCUGAGACUGCACUUUGCUUGUUUGGAGUCAAACUCAUUUAGACAAACAAAGAAGAAUGUAUUUUUGGAGCUUAAAGGCAUGUUGAAGAACAGCACUGCUUGUAGUGAAGUCUAUGAAGACAAUUUCAACAUAAUAUUUUGAAGCAUGGAUAUUCCAGAAGGACCCGCCCUUGGUUUUUGCAAGCAUGUUUUUUAUAAAUCCCUCCUUGUUAGAGUGAUCCAAGCUGCUGUUUGCAUUCCGUAAGGAAAUGUGGGGCAUUUGGAGACUUGCCUGACACUUCGGUUCAAGUCAGGCUUUUGUUGGCGCUGAUUCUGGGCGAUGUGGGGAGAGAGGAACUUUCUGAGGUACAGGGGGGAGUGGGCAGAGGGCAAAAGUCACCCUGUACCUCGAACCCUUGGUGCCCUGGGUCUUUCUUCUCUGUCUGAGCAGCGUGGACACUUCUUCCCCUGCCACAGAGAGCAGCUGGAUACUGAUGAUGACUAUGAUGAGUGGGUUUAUGCACCUCUCCAUUGCAGAGCGGUGUCCAGUCUUGAUGAGGAGAGCAAGUGGUCGGUGCACUACACAGCCCCCUGGCACCAACAGGAGAAUGUCUUCCUGCCAGGGUCUAGACCAGCCUGCGUCGAGGACCUUCACCGCCAGGCCAAAGUCAACCUAAAAACAGUCCUCAGAGAGUGCGACAAGCUCAGGAAAGAUGGCUUCCGCAGCUCCCAGUACUACUCCCAAAGCCCUGCCUUCUCUGCAACCAGCCUAUGUGAAAGUGUGCACCUGGAUGAGGAGAAGACAGAGAAGAAAAAGAAGGCUUCAGAUUCACCUAAUGAGGAGGAGAAGCUUGUGUACUCAAUGCCGCCUCAGACCCCUUUGCUGGAUCACGGCUCUGACAUGGACAUUCAGAGAAGCUGGACCAAUUGUCUACCUUUGCCUACUCCUGAGGAGAAAAUGAGACUACAGGCUCAGUCGGUGGCCACUGAUAUUAUUCCCAUCAAUAUUACAGGAGAGAACUUUGACCGCCAGGCCACUUUCCGUCGCUCCUUAGCAAACACUGAUACCAUAAUAAGAAGACCCAAGAGGGUGCAAAGAAGAAAGACAAUAACAGGAGUUCCUGACAACAUCCAGACUGAAUUAGCAAAUAAAGAACAAGACUCUAGAAUUCAUUCCAUGUGUAUGGCAGAUCAGUACUCCACCCUCAGUCGAGUGGGAAGUGUAAACUCCACCCUGAGACGCUCAGACACCCGAGACUCAAGUUGCCAAACAGAAGAGGUGAAGAUUGUUCCUCCCUCAGUACGCAGAAUCAGAGCACAGAGAGGCCAUGGAAUUGCCGCCCAAAUGGCCAGUGUUUCCUCCUCAAGCAGCAUUUCCACCAUGAGUGACUGUAAUGGUAUUAGCUACACUCAACUUAAUGACAGUGAUCAGAGCUUUCACAGUUUGCCACGACAAGGUUCUCGCAUCUCGCAUCAACACUGCGAACCAAAGUACAACAGCUCCCCCUACAGGAUGAAUUCUGGCUCUAUAAGCUCAUUGUCCUACCAGUUUGACAUGCAGCAUGGCUCUUCAUCAUCACUGCAGAUGCUGUCCGACUCCAUAAGCAAUACAUUAAACAGCCCAAAGGUUGCUGAAAAUUUAAAUUACCACGGCUCUGAUCAAAAUAAUAGCCCAAGCUUGUUCAAUCUCAGUGGUGCUCUACAGAACUCUAUUCUUUAUGGACACAAAAGGACAGAGGAUAACCAGAUACAAUCACCUCAUUCAUUGACCCAGUUACUUAGUUCUGACGAUGCCUCGUUGUCAGCUGUCUCCUCCUGUUACGAAUCCACAGCCUCCCUCUGUACAGGGAUCCACACCGAGACUGAGUCCCAGUGCAGCACACUUGAUGGUAGAAACUGCAGCAGUCCUAACGGUGUCCGCAGGGAUUCCAACUUCUCAGAGAGCAGCAAUCAAAGCUGCAGCACAUUAACCACUGACCAGUGGACAUAUGAAGUUUCUCCAAAGGACAACGUCACCUCAAGUUGCUCCUCACCUGUCAGCCAUAUAUACAACAGUGAAGAACAUUCUCCCAGCAAGACAGACACAAGCUCAUUGUUCUCUGUUGACAACGAAGGUUACUACACCUCCAUGCGUCUAGACUCUGGUUUGAAGUCACAUAGCCAUGGCUGCAUCAAUAAAGCUGGGGAUGCAAAGCACAAUUUGUACGAGUGCAAGGACCACCACAGUCAAGGUGACCAUACAAGUCUGCAUAGCAACCGCUCAUUGACACGUAGCAUUUCCCUGCGGAAAGCCAAGAAGCCUCCACUCCCUCCUGCAAGGACUGACUCCUUAAGGCGCAAACCCCACAGGAAGCUUCACCACAGUGGUUCAGUGCUUAGUGAGCAGUUUAUUUCCAGUCUCCAGCAGUCCUUAGAGCUUAAUCUAAAAACUCAUAGUUUAUCUUGUUCCGAACAGACACCCUGUGGUAGAUUUGAAGAUCCUUGGGUGCUCCGGCCCAGAAGCCAGAGCACCACAAGUGCAGCAAGCAGUGGGAUGUCUGCACCAGCUGCUGUAUGUCCAGUCACACCCACGCACAGCGACAGCAGCAGUCAGCGCUCAGACUAUGCAGAGUCAUGGGACUUCUACAUGGAUUACCCUGGUCCACAGUCCGACCAGGGUCUCUCCUCCCAAAUCACAAAAUCUGCAAGUGCUGAAGAGAAUCAAGGAGUCACGGGCAAUGCAUCCAACAACACUGGAUUCCCAUCAUCCCACUUCAACAGUAGUGGGAUUCAGUCAAAAUUGGCCUCAUCACCUGACAAGGUUCAUCGCCUGACGUCACCAUCAAGUGGUUAUUCAAGUCAGUCCAACACUCCGACUGCAGGCACUCCAGUUACUUCUCUAAUAAGAGCAAAGUCUCCUGCAGGGAGGCCAAAACCAAAAGUCCCUGAAAGAAAGUCCUCCCUGCGGUCUUCUGUGUCAUCCUCCUCUACAUCCCUGUCCUCCAACACCUCAGAUUCUAUCAGAAACAUCCCACCACCUCCACCUGACAUGACUUCUGCAUCAUGUGGGUCACCCAGCCCCGCUUCUUGCUCUCCAACAGCAUCUACGAUAGACCCAACCUCACCUUUUCCUCCUGUAACUGACAUAUCCUCUGCCUUGGAAGAGAGACAUAAUUCACUUUCAGAUUCAUUGACAACACCUGAAGAAUGUGACUCUCUUGAUUUCCCCCCUCCCCCACCAAAGGUUUCUCAAUUUCCGUCAAGCAAUGAAGGUACAAAUAUUCCUCCACCACCUCCACUUCUUUCUCCCAAACCUUCAUUGUGCAUUCUAUCUUCUCUUCCUCCUCCUCCUCCUCCUCCACCUCCUCCACCAUUACUUGAGAUGAAUCUUCAAACUUCAGCCAUUUUGAAGACAGAGAGUUGUCUUAGACCUACGAAGGCCAUUGAAAUUGAAAAAAGACUGAACAUCAUAUACACUGGAGAGCGAGAGAAGACUCAGAAACCAAUAAUCACUGCCCAAGCUCUUCAAAUGGUGCAGCUACGACCUGUCAAGCUCAAGCAAAUAGAAAAUAUCUUUACAGCAGUCAGUUUUGAUCAUUUUGAUGACCAAGCACACAACCAUUCCGAAACAAACUCAGGAAAGUCCCCAGAAAUUGAGACUGCAGAGCGCACAGUGACUGCAAGCUGUGUUAGUCAGUCAGAAAAUGCCAUUGAAAUACCUGAAGAUGAACAUUCAGUAAACAAAUUUAUACAAGAUUUCCCUGAGGCAUCAACUGGUUCUAUACUCCCUGGCCCAGAUGAACCUGUCAGCAAUACCGGGCAGAAUGUUCCAGAAUCUUCCCACAAGCUUCUGCAGUGCACAGACUCCUCAGCUUCUCUUCAAAGUUCUCCGCUAAAACAGAAGCCUCCUAUAUCACCUAAGAAGCCCAAUCUUUCCCUUAUUAUACCACCCAUUAUGCACCUACCUGUCUCUAAUGUACUUCAACAGGUUCAUGAAGCACAAGAAACACUUGAGUCAGGGCAAGUGAAUGGUACAUCCCCGACAAACACAGUUAAUUUGCAGGCAGUUCCUUUAGACCUUGAGGUAGAAGAGAGUGACUCAGACUCUUCAACCCCUGUGAUCAAAAGCAGAGUGUCUCUCAGCAGUGAGCUGUCAUCAAGCAGUCUCCAAGACCUGCAACUCUCCGAUCUCAUUCUUCAUGAGCAUGACCUCAGCCUGAGUGAUAAAGACUUUGGGCUCUGUGAUGAUAAAAGCACAUCAGAUGAUGGUUCAAGCAGCAGCUCAGGAUCCAUCAGCUUUAAAGAGGACGAACAUGAGGAAAAUGGUGCCGUGUUUGACUCGAGCUCUGAAAGCGCAUCUGGCAAUAACACUAUAAGGGAGGCUGUGGAGGAGAUGGUGACGCCUGUUCGUCCUCGUACAACAGAGGACCUCUUUGCUGCCAUUCAUAGGUCAAAGAGGAAGGUCCUGGGCCGUGGCGACUCUGAAGAGGAACGCUGCCGUAGCGUCCUCCCUUCACCACCUGUCACUCCAACCGGAUCCUGCCCCAGCCUACCUUCCUUGCCACGUCAUUCCGGCUCCAUUCAGCGCAGCCUGCGGCGCUCAACCACAAGCAAUGACAGUUUUAAAGCUCUGCUACUUAAGAAGGGCAGCCGCUCAGAGUCCAGCUUCCGCAUGUCAGCCACUGAGAUUCUCAAAUCCACAGACCCCCGUUUCCAGAGGGCUAAUUCGGAGCAUGGACAAGCUGAAGGACUGUGCACCUCUCCGACAAGCAGAAGGAGAGCACAUGAAGAGUGGGCACGUACGGAGGGAGCCUUGCCCCGCCUUACUGCUGGACUAACAACCCUAAAAUACGGGCGUUCAAGCACACCACCUUCCGCAGCCAGCAGUCGGUACAACAGCCGCAGCCGCAUUCCUAGUGGGCCAAUGACUGCCAUCUGUGAAAGAGAGGGAGAGGUGGCCGAGUCUACAGACUGCUGCAUUAGCGCAGAGAAUCAUUUCACCCUGAAUAUAUCUGCCAGCAGCACGGUCUGUGUUCAAGGCAGCACUUAGGCUUCUCAACUCAACCCUAAUGGCUUGUAAGAGAUAGCAAUCCAUUCAAUAUGAAGACCGUAGAGGUCUAAACUCUGGCUGGAAGGCCAUGCUUGCGCUGGCCGAUAAUUCCCCAAGAAAUUAGGGUGAAGGGGAAAGUUUCUGUAAUUCUGUAACUGUAGUUUUGCUCUUUUCAUGAGAGUUUUGUCUUUCAAAAGAAAUUAGCGUUCUCAAAAAAAUGUUAUAUUAACAGAGGGUUACUUGUUUGGUUUGAUCAAAGGUUCUUAGCUCUCAGUAUGAAGGUUAGGAGAACAAGGAAAUGUACAUUUCCUUCUUGGUGGUAAAUUGAGGAAAGAAUGAAUGGAAGCAGAAUGUCAUUGAGGGAUUUUUUGUUGAAUGGUCCAUGCUGAUGUGUUUUUGCAUCUGUGACAAUGGAAAGUACUUAACCAAAGUGAGCACCGAAACACUGAAUGCACGGCACCCACAUUGAGAUCACAUUUGUGGAAGAGGAGGUGUCAAUUGUGUAUUGGCAUUAACAAGCAUGAUAAGUUUGAAGGGGGACACAUUACUGUAUGGUUACGGUGAAGUUGCAAAAGAAUGAGUGUGGACAUAAAAUGGAGAUUUUUAAGAAGUGUUUAGAGAGACUGAUUUAAAAUAUGUAUAUUUUACACACCUUUACAUUCUUAAUUUCUUUUUGAUUGUGUCGAACAAUCUUCAGUUAGAGCAAUGAAAGAAAUGGAAGUUUAUCAGAACAUAAAGAUAUUCAGUUAAUGCAAGUUAAUUUUUAACUAACUAAAUAGAAUUUUAUCUGUUUACAGUUAGACAAUAAUAGAUCUUAUACUUCAUCAGUGUAAAUAAUCCAACCUUUACAAAAGCCAGUUACCAACCAUUCUGUUUCAUUUAUAGAAACUGACUGCUUCUAUUUAGGUCAUAUUUCUAUUUAGGUUCUUCAAAAGCUAAGAAAUUCCUUGCCUUUGUCUCAUAUUUGCCCGAUAUGACAAUUUGUCCAAUUUGUACAUUUUCAUGUUUCUUAUUUCCAAAGGGAGGUACUGUUUAGUCUAUUUACUGUACUACGUGCACCUAAAUGUUCUUCUUCCCAUAGUACUGAACACCAGCAGAAUGGUAGUAGAGAAAUGGUAAAGCCCAUGAGAAAAUGCCAUGUGAGAUGCAAGAGUUUCUGUGAAAGAAAUAAAACAUGGCAUUAAUCUCAAAA